Taeniopygia guttata (zebra finch) is the source of this 7161-nucleotide messenger RNA. It is a transcript of the gene TBXAS1, whose product is annotated as thromboxane A synthase 1. Gene Ontology annotation, molecular function: iron ion binding; steroid hydroxylase activity; oxidoreductase activity, acting on paired donors, with incorporation or reduction of molecular oxygen. The record is from RefSeq and is a predicted model, not a curated record. NCBI's taxonomy places the organism in Eukaryota, Metazoa, Chordata, Aves, Passeriformes, Estrildidae.
AUUUUUUUUUUCACAUUUUUAAACAGGAAAUUUUUCAAAUUAUCUCUUUGUAAAUUUACCCUGUUUUCACUUUGCAAUUCCUAAUCCUCCUUUGGUGAAACCAUCAGUGUAUCCCCUAAACUUUGACUCACGCUGUCUUACUGAAAGUGCCAUUUCCAAGGGAGGGAGAGUCUCUGUAGGAGGAACUUAACCUUUUUAAUGGCCCGUGGCAUCAUCAGGGCCCCGUGGGCAGAGCCUGAGCUCCUACCAACCUUUGUGGCUCUGCUGGUACUGGUGAUGCUGUGAUGCCCCUGGACACAGGCAACCACUCAGUGGACAGUUUGGCUCAUCCUCCUAAAACACUUUCUCCAGACUUCAAAUCAUUUCUGUAGGGAUGUGGAUGCACACGUGAUGAAUCAUCUUGCACUCUGAAUGCUCUGCUUCUGGAUCUGCAAUUUUGUAACUAAUGCCCAUUUAAAAUCCAUCCCCGAACACCAGUCAAAGGGAAAGGAAGGGACUAUUUCAGAUUAAAAGGGCAACACAUAUGAAAAGAAGAAGUUCCAUAAUUUUCUGUAUUGAAUCUGCUGUGAUUCACUCUAUAAAGUGCUGUAGAGGGUUGUAUGAGGGAUGCCCAGUUCUGCAAAGUGUGUUGACUUUUUGAUGAGGCAUUAGGUGAGGUUCCCUAUCAUUACAGGCUCUAUGGUGUUAUUAACAGGAUGAUUUACAAGCCAAAUUCAUACUGGGCAAUGCCUGCCUGGCCCCUGCAUGUACCCCACCUCACUGUUCAGCUUUAUUUAUUCCACUUCACUCUCCACCUCAAAAAGUCCCAUUGCGUGGCCUUUCCAGUGAAGAGCAGCUAUAUUUCAUCUCAGACAUGCCUUCAGCAACAAGGGAAGGGAUUUCCCUCUACUCUUCAGCCUCUGAAAAAGCUUUCUCAAAGAGAUUCAUUUUAUUAUAUAGGAAAAAAUUUAUACAGACUGAGGUAAAUUUUUGGUCAGGCUUUAUAAAACAAACACAGUGUCUUUAAAGUAAUAAAACUUUCUGUGGCACUUUGCCAGAGUUGAUCUUCUAUGCUAUACUUCAGGGAUAAGUAUGGAUGUGCUGACAGAAACCUCGUGGCUUCCAACCUCUGUGAUGUGUAGAGCCUCAAGGGAUUUUCUGGAAAGAAACUGCUUUUCCAAAGUUAAACAUUUUUAUCCCCCCUCCCAAAAUGGCCAUCAGCCCAGCAGUGUUUGAAAGACAAGCACACGUGUCUACUUCCACACCUUUCAUGCCAUCAACAGAAAAUAUUUGAAAUUGCAGGCAAAGUUUCCAAGAAAGCAGAGAUGGAGAUUUUCUUUGCUUUAAAUUUCCAAGUACCUUCCAGCAGUUCUUCCCCUGUCUUUGCACCACUCCCUUUCUCACCUGGGAGCCUGGAGAUCUGAGCCCGUGACCUGACCAUGGACCUGUCUGAAGACUCUGUGUGCUCAGGUACUGUGGGCCAAGGAGUACAUUUGGUACAGGCAGUGCCAGACACAACACAGCCCUGAGCUUGGUGGGAGCCUUCUGUCCAGGGGUGGAAAAAUCUUCUAGUAUUUUCUUAUUUGGCUAUGCAGUGGAUAUUCUCCCUUUUUCCAACCCAAAUCUCUAUGAGAACCAAACCUGGCCAUGAUGUCCAUCACUGUUAAUGCUGUACCAAAAGCUAAGCUAUUGGUGAAAGCUGGACACAAAAGCAUUGUGCCUUGCUGAUUAGUCACAAACUGUGACUAUCACAGCUUGAAAAAUUGUGAUCAUGAGGUCUUGUCUUGCGACCCUGCUGCCCACCCUCUUCCACACAGGGAGAGAAGAAUAAAUAUUUACUAUUUCGCAAAAUAACACCCAGCCACACUCACCCUUUCUGCUGCAAUGUAGUUCAUCUAAUUGAAAUAAGAACAUAAGUAAAUUGUUUGUCAAGGCAGUUUAUUAGGAAGAGAUUGCUGUGUCAGGAGCUCCCUCACUGCGAGAGAUGCUGUGUUGUCUCUCUUAAUAUUUAAUGUUAUUUUAAUAAUAUUUCCCAGUUAGGGGUGCAGGCUGAUGCUAUAGAUUAAAGCCUGCCAAAGUGGGGAGGAAUAAAAGCUUGAGGUCAGCUUCAUUCCAUUGACUUUUCCACCUGGAGGCUGGGCAAAGAGCAAUGCUGCACCUUUUCCAAGGGACUCAACCACUCCCUGGUACUUUUCUCAGCAGCUUUACCUCAGAUUUGUGGAUUUUGCCUUUCACUCACUCAGAAGGACACUUUAAAAGAUGAGGAUAACAUCCUGAGGAGGCAGAUAUAAAAAACCCACCUUUUUUUCCUUUGACAAACCCAUUUCUCUUUGCAAUGCUGUUCCACUUGGGCUCAUUAUUCAAACAUCACCAUAAACUACUGAAUUUCUCCCAAGCUCAUGACUGCAUCUGCAGCUACAGCACUCUUGAUCCUCAGUGACAAGCCUUGUUUUGGAAACCUAUGGGUUAAAGUUAGAAGUCUUUUAGCCCAAGGAGUGGGGAUCUGCAGCUUAAGUAUCAAAGGUCCCUGCUCAUAAAGCAUCCAUCGAUGCUGCCUCGGUGUCACCCUCCAGCCCUCCCAGACUGCCUUGGCUGCAAAGCUGCUGCACUGAUGGUGCCUCAGCCCCCAUGCCAUCCCUCCAGAUGUCUGCUGGCAGCAAUGCCCAGCUCAGGCUCUUCCUUGUUGUGAAAGACUCCUGUUUGAAGGACCAUGGAGUCAGAUCCUUUUGCAGCUGCUGCAUUCUUUUCCCAAACAUCACUAGACAGUUCAAUAAUUACAUGAACUUUGUAAUCAGCUAAACUAGCAUAGCCAUCUACCUGAUGUACACGUAGCACUUGUGAGUAAUUUUACAUCAAGGGCAGGUACUUUUGUUCUUAGUGCACAGGCCUUGUGCACAAACAGCAAUAGAAGGAGGGCCCAAUUAUAAAUAAACUGUCCUUAGUUGUCACUUUGCUGUCUCUGACUUCCCACGCAUUCAAAUGGUGAGGCUGAUUCAUUUAAUCUUACUCUAAAGCAGCAAGCCACAGAGUCAGUUUCCUGACAGUUGCUUUAAAAAGAGUAGCUGAGCUCCCUUGAAUUGUCUUCCCUUGUAUUAUAUUUAGACAUUGUGAUUAGAGUAUCUGUCAUGAUAUGCUUUUACUUUAAGGCAGAAGUUCAAGCCGCUUCCUGAAAACAGAAAUGCUCCUGGGAGCCGAAGGGGCACGAGUGCUGGGGUUCAGCUUUUGGGAGCAGAGAUCUCCAGCACCACUUGUGCUGCUGGCUCUCCUGCACAGCCGGCCUCGUGAAAACCUGAGCUUUCAAAUAAGUGCAACAUUACUUACCAUAAUGAGACUACUGGGAAGGGUGGAGGCAGCGAAAGACUUCGCGGCUGUUUCCAAGGGUUUUAGAAAUAUCAGCUCAGCAAUUCUUACCAUCUUCCCUUCUCCCCUCCUUCCCUUUUCUCCCCUUCAAAUCUUGUCAAAAGACUUGGAUGCAAAAUCUGGACACUCCUGUCAUAUGAACAUGGCUUUUAUAUGUUUGUGUCAUUGCAAAGCAGAUUAUAAUGACUACACUUCAUGCAUUUUACCCUAAUUAAGUCAGUGGAGGUUUCAAUGCAGAUACAAACUUGACAUGCAGCUCUGCCCUUGACAAUUGCCUACCAAAGAGAAUACCUGAAAGCUUUUGUUUUGCUAAAUAUACUAUUUAAUAUUUUGUAAUGCUUGGGUAAAUGCAGUCAGUGAAUGUAGAGUCUUCUAUGUUUCUAUAGUAUUGUGGAGGAGGUUAUUAGAGUUUUGCUGAAGGAGGUUUCCUUGUUCCGUGACUUGCUUUGUCAGAGCACUUGUCAGAUACUGAACUGAAAGUUCCAGUCCUGCUGACCACCAUCCACGAUGAGGAGACCCCCAGACUCCAGCAGACUCUCAGCCACUGCUCUGAUGGCAGGAGCUCUCCAGCAGCCUGGCAAAUGUGACCAGGAGCUGGCAGACAGGACAAAGUCAAAGACCAGCUGGGCUUUGAGCUCUGAUGGCUCUAAGUGAUGUCCAAGGAGAAAGCUUGGUGAUUUAGAGAUGAAGAAGAAAGGAAUCGCACCCUUGAUGUCAUUCAUUUAGCUGUGGAAGGCUUUAUCAGCCCUUGUGGAGGCUUUCCCCUGCACACAGCACUCAAGGCUGGAGCUGUAGUGGAGGAAAAUGGAGCCUGUAGAUCUUCUGGCACUUGUCUCCCUAGAAAUGAACAGUACCACAGUCACCCUGGCUUUGCUGGCAGUCUUCCUGGUCCUGCUGUAUUGGUACUCCACAUCUGCAUUCUCCAAACUAAGCAGAGUAGGGAUCCGACAUCCUCCACCUCUUCCUUUCAUUGGAAACCUGCUCUUUUUCCGUGAGGGUUUUUGGGAAAACCACACAAAACUCAUAAAAGAGUAUGGACCUGUUUGUGGGUAUUACAUUGGUUGCCAGAUGUUUGUGGUGGUCUCCUCACCAGAGAUGAUCAAGCAAAUCUUAGUGGCAGAUUUUAGUAACUUCACCAACAGAGCUAAACCGAACUUGAUAUCCAAGCCAAUGCUUGAUAGCAUCCUUUGUCUUCGUGAUGACAGAUGGAAAUAUGUGCGGAGCCUCCUGACCCCAGCCUUCAGCGAUACCAAACUGAAAGAGAUGACACCACUGAUAAACCAGGCCUGUGACAUCCUGCUGUGUAACUUGAAAGUCUAUGCAGAUUCCAGCAAAGCUUUUGAUAUCCAGAGGUGUUACAACUGCUUUACCUUGGAUGUCGUUGGUAGCGUAGCUUUUGGUAUUGAGGUGGAUUCCCAGAAGAAUCCUGAUGACCCCUUUGUUAAGAAUUGCAGAACAUUCUUCGAAAUGUCUUUGUUUAAGCCUCUUCUUAUUCUAAUCCUUUCUUUCCCAUCCAUAAUUAUCCCAUUACUACGCAUUUUUCCAAAUAAGAAACAAAAGGAACUGAAUGGAUUUUUUAUCCAAACCAUAAAAAAUGCAAUUGUCUACAGACACCAACAGGAUGCAGCUCAGAGGCGCAGAGAUUUUCUCCAGUGGAUGCUUGAUGCCUGUGACUCAGCCGACUCCCUGGCAGCUGUGUGCUCGGAUGUGCUCAGCCCAUCUGCUGCUCCCAGACAGAAUGAGACGCCUCUGGUUGGCACAGCCCCAUCUGAAAAGGCUCAGAAGACGCUAACAGAGGAUGAGAUAGCUGGCCAAGCUUUCCUGUUCCUCAUUGCUGGCUAUGAGACCACCACGAGCACGCUGUCCUUUGCCACCUACUUGCUGGCCACCAACCCGGAGUGCCAGGAGAAGGUGCUCCAGGAGGUGGAUGAGUUCUCUGCAAAACACAUGAUCCCUGAUCACCAAAAUGUACAAGAACUCCCUUAUCUGGACAUGGUGAUUGCAGAGACGUUGCGCAUGUACCCACCUGCAUUCAGAUUCACUAGGGAAGCAGCUAAAGACUGCAUAGUGCUGGGGCAGCAUAUUCCAGCUGGAGCUGUCAUUGAAACUGCAGUUGGACACCUUCACCACGACCCUGAGUUCUGGCCACAACCUGAAAGGUUUAUUCCUGAGAGGUUUACAGAGGAGGCAAAGAAGGAACGACAUACCUUUGCAUACUUGCCCUUUGGGGCAGGACCCCGUGGCUGCCUUGGCAUGAAAAUGGGUUUGUUGGAGACAAAAAUGACUCUGCUGAGGAUUUUGCAGAAGUUUCGAUUCAAAACCUGCCCAGAGACUGAGAUUCCUUUGCAGCUCAAAUCAAAAGCCACACUUGGACCAAAAAAUGGAGUCUACAUCAUGCUGGAAUCUCGCUAAAAGGGAAUGUACAUCCUGAAGCUUUUUGGAAUGAGACACUUUAGUGAGUCACUGGGUAUAAUUAUUUUUCAGAACUCCAAGGACAGAUAGGAGCCUAAGUCCCACUGAUGGUCAGUAGGUGCUGCCCCACUGCCCUCCUGUGGGACAGCAUCCAAUCACUUUUUAAAAUGGGCUGCCCAGUCUUUUUUGGAUGUUUUCAAAUUGCUGUGAAUAGUAUCUAUAAAGAAGAAUCCCAUUUUCUUUUGCUUUUCUUCAUGACACUUCUUUUCACUUAUCUGUGAGAAUGCUUUCCUCAUGCUCAUUUUCCACAAUUUACAGUAGAUUUUAAUUUCAAUUCAUCAUAUGGCACAUUCUUUCAUGCACUUGUGAGUGCUUAGAGAAAGCCCCAAAGGCACUACAUUACAGCAGAAGACCUGGGAUGCAGUGCAUUGGAUUUUUCAUGAACUCCACUAACAAAUCAAAGCUGAGGCCCCUGUACAAUGCUUAAUCUCCACCUGUGUCUGUAAAGCCAGAAAAGUUGCACCUCCUCCAUGCUUUGAAGUGAUUUUAAAUACACUUGGAUUAACAAUUUGCACUUGGCACAUUCCAUCGACAUGACAGAAGAAGAAUGAACCGGUAAAGUUCCAGCAGCUAAGACCAAAGAAAUGAGGUGACAGCCAUUUUUCUGGCUGCUGAACUGCUGUUGGAAAGGAAGAGACAAAGAAGAUAUUAAUUUAAAGCAAGCAGGAGGACUGGAGGAAAUGUAAAGGUAAUCAGAAGGUGUUGGUACCACAUCUGCUUCAUGCGGAGGCCUUUCCUAUCCAAGCGUUGCAAUUGGCACCAUCCCUGUCUGGCUCCUUGAAUCAAGGAAAUUAAGAGCAUGCAUGCACUAGAGCUGGUGGCAAAGGAGUGGGAUCCAGGAUCAUCAGACCCAGCAGCUCUCUUGGCUCCUGUGACACUGGAGCAGGUCAUGUCCUGAGUGCCUCACCCCCUCAGGAAGGAACUUGUCUGAUUGAACUGCAGCAGCCCCAUGGACCUGUUUGAGCUGUGUGACUGUGCUCUUGCAUCUUCCCAGCCAAAACAGCUGUAGCUUCCACUCCUCAUGUUCCCUCUGUCCUACUCCUCUGCAAAGCCUUCACCUGCCACACAGUUAGUGUUGCACAAGAAGCUGGAAGGGGGCACAGCUGGGCCAGCUGACUGCCACUGAGCACAGGGAUAUUCCAUACCUCGUGGCACCAUGCUCAGCACAUAAAACUAGGGGAAGAAGAAGGGAGGGAGACGACAUUCAAAAUGAUGGCAUUUGCCUUCCCAAGUCACUGUUUUGCCUGCUGGAGCUCUGCUUCCUGGAGUGGCCUGUACAUAGGAAAUGGUGAAUGAAUUCCUUUUUAGUGUGUGGCUUUUGCUUUACCUAUUAAACUGUCUUUAUCUCAA